GCUGAUUCGUCACCUAAACAUGAUGUCUCAGACUGCUGCUGUCCUUGCCUGCAGAAACAUUGCCUAAAUUCGGGGGUUUUGAAUGAGCAUGAACAAGUAGACGAGCUGUGUAUUGUCCAGCAUUCGGUGGAUCUCUUAUAGCGACGACGACUUUGGAAGGUAUCUAUGACGGAAUAACCAAACCCACCACAAGGAAACAAAACAAUGGGUUGCUGCCAAAGUGGCUCCAAGAAAAAAGUGGUGGACCCCGAACCCGGAAAUUACAUUUAUCCAUCCAUUACCCCCAGCAGCGAAGAUGGCGGUCACGCGGACAUUCCCAUGUCAAAUAUCACGUCUAACGGCAAGGUGAAGGACAAAGACAACUGUGUUAAACGUCCCUUGAAUAUUAAUCUAUCUAACAAUGCUCUAGGUUCGAAAACUUCCCUUGUUUCAACAGAAAGAAGUCAAAGCAUCCUAGCUUUAAGUGAUUCACCUUGCAGCAUCAGUCAAGUUAAAGCCAGCUGUUACAGUCUUCGCUCCAUCUCCUCUUAUGCCACACUCCGUUCCUCGUUUCUAAGUGUCUAUUCAGCCAUCAGUCUUCGCUCACUCACUGAAACCGAGGAGGAACACCGGAUCGACCCUAGCUACGCGGUUAAACUCUUGUCAGAUCUAAACAAUUUCCGUAAGGAGAAUAGAUUUACUGACGUUCUGUUGUGUGCCGGUGAUGUGGAAAUCCCCGGUCAUCGUGUAGUUCUUGCCGCAAGUAGUCCAUAUAUUCUAUCCAUAUUUGCGAUAGAAGCACUCGAAGAUGGACGCCUUUAUUUGGACUACAUUGAGCCGGAUAUAUUACACUUACUUGUGGAAUACAUCUAUACGUCUAAGUUAUCAGUGACGAAGGAAAAUGUUGGCGCCCUCAUCAAGGGUACGCAGACACUGCAGCUUAACUCAGCGGAACAAGCCUGUCAGGAGUUUGUACUUAAUCUGGAGAACCAGGACGAAAAUGGAAACGGGGAGACAGCGAGUACGAAGAGCGUCCUCUAUCAGCCAUAUCAUGCUAUUGAAACCUUGCUCGGACUUAACGAUAUGCGGAGAGAAGAGAUAUUUACUGACGUUACUUUCAAAGCGGAGGAUGAGGAAUUUGUCUGCCACUGCGUUGUCAUGGCAACAACAGGGGAUUAUUUUGAGAAACUGCUCGAAGGUUCAGACGAUGAGCAUGUUAAAAUAUCCAUAAAAAAUGCGUCUGCAAGUGUUAUGAAACGACUUGUGGAAUACACUUAUACGUCAAACCUGGACAUUCAUCAUGAGAAUGCCAAGGAUAUUCUGGCGCUUGCAAGUAUACUAAGGCAUGAUGCUGUCUUGGAAAAGUGCACAGAAUUUCUAAAACGUCGUAUCACGCCUGCAAACUGCCUCGGAGUGCAGUCGUUAGCAAGAAAACACGGCGUGGAACAACUAGAGAAGGCCGCCACAAAAGUUGCCGUUAUGAACUUCAAAGAAGUACGCUUACAUCCGGAAUUUUUUGAAAUGUGCCUGAACCAGAUUGAAAGGUUGAUUAGCGAAGAUACGCUUGAUGUUAAGACUGAAAGUGAAGUAUACAGUGCUGUCAUGCAAUGGGUGAAACACGACGUAGAGAAAAGAAAAGUAUAUCUCCCUGAACUUAUGCAGUCUGUACGUCUGUCAUAUCUAUCACCAAAGUUUCUUGAGGAGAUACCUGCAGCCGAACCUCUGAUCCAGGAGUCAGAGGCAUGCAAGAAGCUCAUCCGAGAUGCCACAAUCGUGCACCUCGUUAUUAGAAAAGGGAAAUUUCAUCGAGAUCCAAGGCCAAAGGCAAGGUAUUCAUUCGGUGAGGUGAUGGUGAUCGUUGGAGGAAAAAAUAAAAACGAGCAGUGGAUAAAAGAUGUGCAAUAUUAUCACCCGAACGAGCGUCAUUGGUAUUCCUUGGCUUCUAUGGAAAACGAUAGCGUGGAGUAUAAAGUGACUACCCUCAACAAUGACAUCUACGUUGUUGGUGGUCUCAAUUGCAACAGAGUCAGUGGAGAAACAUGGCGAUAUGAUUCUCUCUAUAAUGAUUGGUCAAGAGCGUCUGAUUUGAGAGUUGGCCGUUAUUUGCACUCUCUGGGCGUUGCUAACAAUAGAAUUUACGCGAUUGGUGGACAGAGUUCUCUUGACGACAACUCACAGUCUUUGAAAAGUGUGGAGAAGUUCGAUAGGAAAUUAAAUACAUGGCAACAAGUCCAGGAAAUGUAUCACGGUGUUCUUGAACCGGCAGUGACGUCAUGCGGGUGGAAGCUUUAUGUCAUCAGUCGGAAAGAUGAUGGUGAUGACUGCGUUGUUCAAUAUUUUGAUAUUAGCAAUAAGACUUGGAGUGUUGUCGAUUCUGUUAACAUAACGGGACCAGUACAAAUCGCAGGAACAAUCCGUGGACAGGUAUACAUAGUUGGAGGAAAGAGCAAGUUCGCAGUUCAAGUCUACAAACCAGACACGAACGAACUCUCAUCCGGGACAUGCGAGGAACAUGCGGAGGAGCACUCGCGUGAUUUGUAUUCGGGAACCAUACUUAAUCGACGCGUUUAUGUCACCGGGGGUCGCUGGGUGAUUGGCAAAGAAGACGAUGACGCGUUGACAAUGGUUACUAAUAAUAUGGAGUCAUAUGACCCCGUUCAAGACGAAUGGACGACGAUGAAAACAGUACCGAAAGCUUUGACCAAGCACGGAUGCGUCACAAUUAGACAAUAUAUCGGACUUCCAAAAUCGAAAUAAACAAAUCGGCAAAAUACAUGCACACACAAAUAGACUUAGCGUUGAAUCACUUUAGGAAAUGUAAACUGUGGACAGGGACAGCAGUCGUGAGAGCAAUCAAUAUUUCCCGCUAAAAUUUGUUUCAGUUUGUCAAAAUGUUUCCCAGUCAUAUUUGUGUGUGACUGUUACGUUG
Messenger RNA from Saccoglossus kowalevskii, 2908 nucleotides. Its product is annotated as kelch-like protein 24a. The record is from RefSeq and is a predicted model, not a curated record. Gene Ontology annotation, molecular function: protein binding. Lineage: Eukaryota; Metazoa; Hemichordata; Enteropneusta; Harrimaniidae.